GGAUAGGUCAGGUACCACCAGAGGUCCUAGUUCCCCUAGUUGGGAACUAGGCUAUUAUGCGUUAGUCGAUUUACUUUCAUUUUCAUAUUUGCAACUACCUAAAAAAUGGAGACCGGACUACGAGAGAGGGCAGAAUUGUUUUUGCUGCCUGAAGACAGUUUUAGGAUUAAUGCCUACAAAAUCAUCUGUGAAAUGGACAAACUACACGGACCUAAGGAAUAUGUGGAUGAGAUGCUCCACAGCAUCUUCUUCUUAGGCUGGAUUCAUUCUCCCAAAUACACCCCUGAGAUGAUCCUUGGUGACCAUUUAUCUACGAUGAUGAAGAUAUUCCCACAACUGUUUGAGAGUUACAAAAGGAAACUACCAAAACGGACUCCGUUCUCCUGUGUGCUGGAUAUGGUGGUCUCCAUGUUUGGAUCAGACAAUGAGUUGGAAAUAUGGCAGAAACUGCGGGAUAUCGCCAGUGUCAUGUCAGGGAGACACCGGUUCACCUCCUCUACCAUCUGCAUCUCUGAAAGUGGAGGGAGGUACUAUGGAGCGUCCAUGUCCUGCACGGGGAAGAAAGAGGGACAGAUCAUGAUCGCUGUGUCCUGUCUGAGUACCUGGCACUGCGGUGUAUCCAAUGCCGUGAUGACAUACAAGCCAGAUAAGAACAAGAGAAAGCACUUUGAUGGCACCAUGAAACUACAAGAGUAUGUAAAGUGCCAGGCUUCCAAUGUGAAGAGUGGGAAGAAGAUGUUUCCUUGCAGGUCCUGUGGUCAUCUUUUUGGUCUGGAGGAAAGUAGGUCAAGCAAUAAGAUGUGGCCCUAUGGGAACUGCGCAGAGGCAGAGAGCUUGAGCAAACUGCUCUAUGGAGAGGAAGAGAUUGUUAAGAAUGUAGUACCAUCAGUUGAUUGCAAAAUGCGAGAGCAAGUGGUGAACGAGGUAAAGGCUCACCUGGAAGAGAUGCUCAAAGAGUCAGAAUUUCAAUGGGAUUCUUCCUAUUACAUUCCACAGUAGAUUGUCAGAGAAAUGCAUGUGCGCGCACACACACACUAAGUUUACAGAUAUACAGAUGCACAUUCCUACUGUGACACACAGAUCCAAAACAUGAAACAUAUAAUCAUAGCUUGGUGCGGGGCUAGCAACAUGUGAUUUGUGGCUGACAGCUAGCAUUGAAACAUUGCCAAAGCAGUGAACCACUCUGUGCAUAUAGUAUACAGUAUAACUGCUAGGCUACAGCUAUCGGCUCUUAUCAAUGACAUCUGUGAAGUAGAUGGUUCUUUUAGUGGGGGACUUUGAGAACUUACAGUCAACAAAAUGAAAGUUAGAUAGUCAGGCCCCCAUUGAUCUUGUUAUAAUGUUUUAGCAUAAGAAUACAGCUUUAGCCUUGUAAAAUGCAGGUAUUUGCAGGGAAUGUGCUUAAAAACGACAAAAAUUGCUCUCAGUUCCAUGGCAAAAUGUCAGUUCCAUGGCAAAAUGUUGGUUCCAUGGCAAAAUGUCAGUUCCAUGGCAAAAUGUUGGUUCCAUGGCAAAAUGUCAGUUCCAUGGCAAAAUGUUGGUUCCAUGGCAAAAUGUUGGUUCCAUGGCAAAAUGUUGGUUCCAUGGCAAAAUGUCAGUUCCAUGGCAAAAUGUUGGUUCCAUGGCAAAAUGUUGGUUCCAUGGCAAAAUGUUGGUUCCAUGGCAAAAUGUUGGUUCCAUGGCAAAAUGUCAGUUCCAUGGCAAAAUGUUGGUUCCAUGGCAAAAUGUCAGUUCCAUGGCAAAAUGUUGGUUCCAUGGCAAAAUGUUGGUUCCAUGGCAAAAUGUCAGUUCCAUGGCAAAAUGUUGGUUCCAUGGCAAAAUGUCAGUUCCAUGGCAAAAUGUAUAGAAUGGCAGGAAAUUAGCUUUAAAAUAAAAUGUUCCCCAUAUGGUGGGUUGGGACUCAAAACACACCUCCAUUUGUGUUUCACAAAGCCAAACCGUUUGGAAAUCCCUGGUUGGAUAUCUCAGUGGAGAUACUGUAUUAUUCAUCAUUUGUCUGCUGUAUUUAAUUGAAUAUUCUAGACAAAGAAUUUGACAUUAAACGUGUAUUAUUUUAGUUGAUUUUAAACUUUACUUCUACUGUAAGCAUUGAUGCACAUCUUACUCAUCUGUAACAAAUUACCAAUACUUUAACCGUUGGUGUGAAUUCAUGUCUGGGUUGACUAAUAUGUGAGGAAUUAAUAUAAUAAAGGAGACUAU
Oncorhynchus gorbuscha (pink salmon) is the source of this 2199-nucleotide messenger RNA. RefSeq lists its product as uncharacterized. The transcript is spliced from 5 exons. The record is from RefSeq and is a predicted model, not a curated record. Lineage: Eukaryota; Metazoa; Chordata; Actinopteri; Salmoniformes; Salmonidae. The coding region runs from base 106 to 999 and encodes 297 amino acids.